Messenger RNA from Suillus fuscotomentosus, 5504 nucleotides. Its product is annotated as Dopey, N-terminal-domain-containing protein. Gene Ontology annotation, biological process: Golgi to endosome transport. NCBI's taxonomy places the organism in Eukaryota, Fungi, Basidiomycota, Agaricomycetes, Boletales, Suillaceae. The record is from RefSeq and is a predicted model, not a curated record. The coding region runs from base 1 to 5328 and encodes 1775 amino acids. Gene Ontology annotation, cellular component: trans-Golgi network; endosome. The transcript has 29 exons.
AUGUCCAACAAAAGCCUUGCUAUCGCGCAGACCAGCACUGGUGGAACCCCAGGCACGAGUGCGGCUGCGGUGCUAGACCCUACGAGAUCGAGUGCCAGGGAGAAAUUGCAUCAAACAUACGCUUCUGAUCCAAAAUAUAAGAAGUACACGCAACAAGUGGAGAAAUGUCUCAAUGCAUUCGACAAUGUACACGAGUGGGCAGACUGCAUCGCGUUUUUGAAGCAGUUAUUGAAGACGUUUCAAUCAUACAUGCAAUUCAAGGAGAUCCCGUACAAGCUCAUUGUUGCUAAACGGUUGGCACAGUGCUUGAAUCCUGCUUUACCAACUGGCGUACAUCAACGUGCUCUGGAUGUUUAUACGCACAUACUUUCUGUGCUUGGAACGGAAGGUCUCAAACGAGACCUGCCAUUAUGGUCGUCUGGCUUAUUCCCAUUCUUUGAGUAUGCUGCUACAUCAGUCAAGCCAAUACUGCUGACCAUAUAUGACACGCAUUAUCUGCCUUUACAAGCUGGUCUGCGACCUGUGAUGAAGUCGUUCAUCCUUGCACUGCUCCCGGGUCUUGAAGAGGAGACCGGCGAAUUCUUUGAAAAGGUGCUCACCCUACUCGACCGACUGUCAGCAACAGUCUCCCCCGUAUUCUUCGUCCAGAACAUAUGGCUCAUCAUGAUAACCAUGUCGUCUGCACGUGGAACCGCCCUGAACUUUCUCUCUCGCAGACUACCUCGAUUACACGCAGACGAAGACAUAACUCAGAUAGUAGGUAGAGAUAUAGGGCUUAUGAUCCGUGCAUUCGCAGCGGCGCUCGAGGACGACAAUUUAUUGGUUCGAAGGGGCGCGCUUGACAUUCUUUUGCAGUCGAUGCGGGUCGAUAGUGCUGCUAUCAAACGAGCGCAUUCGGAAGAUACCGUCAUACUUAUGAGAGCUGCGACUGGCGUAGUCCUGCGUCGAGAUCUGUCACUUAAUCGACGACUUUAUACCUGGUUGCUGGGUCCGGAUGAGAAGAGCGAGAACCAGACCGUCUUCUUGCGACAGCAUGCACUUCAGUUAUUGAACACCACGCUCAAGGAUGAAAUGUUUGCGCCUUCAGGGGAAUACUCCGAAUCAAGGCCGUUCAAGAUCUUUAUUUCGCUGUUGGACAAGUGGGAGAUAGGAUCGGCCUUAACCGAUGUUCUUGUAUUGGACGCUCUUAAAGCAAUCCGAUUUCUGAUGCAGCGGGACGCGGAGGAGCACAAUGAGGAUAUUUCUAUGACUGCCAGUACGCUAUAUGAAGCUGUCGAGCCCAGUAUUCUUUGGAAGCAGUUACUGGCAGCAAUAAUGAAAGAUUUGUCCGAAGACAGCAAAACUGGGGCAAUUGACUUGACCUUAUUUCUACUGCGUUCACUCCCUAUGCAAGAUGAUGAAGUUCGCAGCAUUCACCUACCAGUUAUUUUUGCCGCCAUAACGGAGGAGCUGCAGCGUGCGAUCAACAACGACCCGUCCAAGGCUGCCGAAGCUUCUGUCCGGGAAUGUCUGGCUCUGCAAGAGGAAAUCUUCCAACACAUACCUCUAGAGUCUCUCUGUCAGCGUCCCGGGCUGAAUGCAGCACUUCAGACAUCAGCUUCGUCUCUUGGCUCACUCCCAUUUGCCUAUGCAUUUUACGGACUUAAGUUCACCGAAUCAAAUCCGAGCAGUGAAGUGCUUAACCCUUUGGUGGCUGUCUUAGAACAUAUGUUCUGUAUAAGUCAAGCGCUGUCACGAUCAAUCUCGGCUCAGCAAGGGGGCUCGAUAGAACUCCGAGCGGCAUUGUCACAGGUGUUGCGAGUUUUGUCGGGCGUUGUCCGUACGGUGGACAGAAGUUGUGAUGUGACACUCAGUCUGUCAUGGGAACCUUCAAAAUGGUUGUACUCUAUGCUCGAUUGUCUUGACCUCGAGGCCGUCAGUUUCACCCUGGUGGACCAAGUGGUAUCUUUGAUAUUGUCUUUGCAUGGUGCGCAGAAGCUCAGCCCAAAGCUGUCGAUGGAUAAAAGACCUGUGGUUAGUCGUAUGGUGAAGAAGCUUUUCAGAUACCUCCACGCAGACCUGGCUACAUGUCAUGUGCGAGCUGUCAGUCUCAUAUGGUCCAUAGAAUCAAUGUCACGGCCCCAUGAAGUUGAGUCGAUAAUAGCCCAGAGCAUGUGUUCUCCUGAGUCGAGAAACGUCUAUGAGGCGCACGAGGCCUUUGGAGUACUUUGGCGACUAUCAGAGGAUGACUCGCUUCCUGGAGUGCGCCUGAAGGUGCCGUUGAUGAUAGUUUUGGAGACCUUGAAGCAUGAUGAUCCAAGCCUGCGACGCGUUGGAGAAACAUGGAUGCGAUGCAAUUUGAGGUCAUAUAUCAGGGUCUUGGAACCGGUUCUCCGCGAUCUUCUGGACCCUUCUAUCCGUCGAAUAUCCAGAGUUAGCAGAGUGAGCGGCAAAGAAAUCAGGGGCUUCGUUUACGAGAAGUCAUUUGACCAGCGUUAUGUCGCCCACCUUCUCGAGAUUUUACUCUCGAUCGUCCAGUUCGGUGGUCAAGGUUUUUCAAGGUCUGCGCGCGGCACCUUCCUUAGGCGUUCAUAUGACCACGUGCUAUUCCAGAGACUUAGCUCAGCCGGGGUAGACGCCAAUGCAAGCUACCUAGAUGCGCUCAUCGAGGUGUUGUCAAGGUUCCUUCAGUCCGAACCCAAAGAUCAAGAUGCUUCGGUUAUGCAGCCACUGAACACGGUCAUACAAUCCUCCGCCAUAGACCUUCUCCAAACCAUUGUCGCUCGCGGAGAGAUUGAAAUGCUCGCCAUCGAAAUUCUCGAACCAAUGGUCAUCGGCAAACUCUUCCUCUGUGUCCAUUUACAUCGGUUGGACUUGCAAAACAAGUUACUGCGGUUCCUCCACUCCAUUGUAUCCGCCUCGACAUCUUAUGCCUACAACGGGAACCCGCCUCCCGAGGAUCGAAGUACAGAAGGGUCGCAGGAAUCCGGGAAAGGGGGUUACACCGUCAACUCCCUGCUGACACAAACCAUCAUAGAUGGUAUUGCGAUCCCGCGGAAUCGUCCCGUGAUGCAAGCACUGUUCCAACCUGCCCUUCAGAGCGUUAUUUCUCCUAUCGCUGAUUGUCUUUGCCGACAACUACGCUUGCUCCUCUCAGAUAUACUAAAGGCGAACCAGCCAAUGACUAAUGGGAGCUAUCCUCGGGUUGCGACUGAUGCUGAGUUCACCAUGCUUCUCAACACGCUCGAGCGGUUACUUGUGCUUGGCUUGACUCAAAAAUCAGAUGCUAGUUCACAAGAGGAUGACGCUCCAGUUCAGGAAAAACCUGGAACUGAGUCAGGAGGUAUCUUGGGAUAUGUCUCGAACGUCUUCACCACAGAUAAUGCAUCUGCUGCUGUCGAAGAUCAGCUAACGGCAAUAUGGGUCAACAUGGUGUGGCAUGACACUACUGGCCUGCGGCCAGAGGCGGAUUCUCUGUCUAUGAUAUAUAGUCGGACACAUGCUCGUUGUCGAAGAGUUCUGGAGCACCUAUUCCGCGCUCACCCUACGGAAGUGUUGGAGUCCGUCAUUGAGUGCUGGGAUCAUGAUGCAUCGCUCCGCUCCAAAGGCUCUGACCAGCCUGCGACAGGUAUCUUCGGCUUGGUCGAUGUCUUGAUUGCUAGUGCGCAAAGCGCAGUGCAUAUGAUCUGCGACAGUAUAUCAGUUCGUAUUUCGAACACUUCGGAGCGCAAUAGGAAACCCGCAAACGCGAAUCUAUCCGACAUCGUCCUAUUCAACUUCCUGGAGCAAUAUUUCCAACGGCUUGAAGGGCCUCUGGCUCUUCAAGUAUGGAGUCGAUUUAUGCAGCUCGCGAAGGACCUGGCGUCAAGUCGGGAUUUCAAGAUCCAGGUUUUCUUGGCAUUGAAGUGCUUAUGCGUUUUGGGCGACAAAGUUACUCAGACCACUGCCAUAGACGACAAGCGCAUCAGGAAAGAUCUCCAGGUCCGGUACUUUCAAAUUAUGGAAACAUUCGGAAAACUCCUUGAUGCAUGCGUUACUUUUGUGGGUAAAUCGACGGAUCAACCAAAUUGGAUGAGACGUACCACGAGGGAGUCGACAGUCACGAAUGGUCGAUCUUCCCCUGCUCUUCGUGGUGGUGUCUCGGAUUUGAAGCAGGACGAGAAAGAUUCCAGCACUACUACGCUUUCGGAUAAUGCCAAGCCGACUUGGGGAACAGAGUUACCCUCCCAGAUCACCGCAUUUAUAGCAUCAACAGUUGUUCCAGAGCUGCGCCGGUUUUUGAUGGAUAACGACAAGGUAGCGAGUGCUUGUAGCAACAUCGUGUAUUACAUAGUGAGCCCAGGCAUCAAAACGAAGGCCAGGCCUCUGGAUGCUGAUGUGGUUGUGGUUGAUAUAUUUCGGGAGAUGAUCAAAAUUCCACCUGCGAUGAAGGUUUGGCGAGUGGCAGUAACCGAUGUCCUUUAUGAUCAUCGCAUCUUCAGCUCAAAUUCCAGCGUUGCUAUGAAGUGGAAACCCAUCAUCAAAGCAGUAUUUGAUGGUGACAGAACUUCUUUCCCUGACCUUCUUGGCCGUAUUGCUACGUCGCCCUCGGCCAAUAUCUUCACGAACCGAGAGCAUGAGAUGCUUCUGCGAUCGUUGAACUUGAGACGGCUUGCAUUCGUCCUCUUCACAGGAGAGAAAAAUCAUUUCUUAACCCAGCUUCCGGCUAUACAGGAGAAAUUGGUGGAUAUCCUGCGCAAUGUUCCAUCUCCCGUAGUUCAAUGUGAAGUCUACCUUUGCAUACGAGUGUUGUUGUGCCGCCUGGCUGCACAUAGUAUGACGAGCUUUUGGCCCGUGAUUCUCACUGAACUAUACCGAAUAUUUGGGCAAAUAAUUGAUUCGAUACCUUCAGAUGGCUCAGAAGAUCUACAACUCAUACUUUCGGCCAGCAAAUGCCUUGAUUUGCUGCUUACCCUUCAGACAGAAGAGUUCCAGAUACAUCAGUGGAUAUUCAUCACCGAUACCGUGGAUGCCGUAUUUCGCCCUGACGAUUGGACCCCAGAAUCGAUGUUUGACCAGCUCGCUGAAGUAGUUGGCAGUUUACCUAUUCCAGAGCCUCGAGAACCACAAGGUAUUGGACUAUCAAUGCCAACAUCAGCUUCCAUUGCUUUCCCUGUUGCCCAUUCCGAUCGUGCUUUACGGAGGCCCAUACUAAAAUCAAUCCGUCAGAUUGACUCGAUUAGGGACCUUUUUCCAUUCUUCUCCCAUGUGAGCAUCUCAUCUUACGAGAGCGUGUAUGCAAGUAGUGGGAACAUCGAUUGGGAGGCGGUUGAGCAGGGAGUUUUGGACGAUAUGUUUGACGGCCGUUGAGGGGAUGAACUGUUUUUGUCUGUCUCUCUAGGAUGUACAUGGGAUCUGUUCGCUGUUCUAUACGCAAAGCACAUGGGUAUAUAUAGAUGUGAGUGAAUUCCUAGGGGAAAGCAGCGGAUAGUAAUCAGCAGAAAUCUCGUCAGAAAUCUCCCCAAUUCCGUCGGAAUUUGUACUGU